Carlito syrichta (Philippine tarsier) is the source of this 653-nucleotide messenger RNA. It is a transcript of the gene MTRFR, whose product is annotated as chromosome unknown C12orf65 homolog. The transcript has 4 exons. Gene Ontology annotation, cellular component: mitochondrion. The record is from RefSeq and is a predicted model, not a curated record. NCBI's taxonomy places the organism in Eukaryota, Metazoa, Chordata, Mammalia, Primates, Tarsiidae. Gene Ontology annotation, molecular function: translation release factor activity. Gene Ontology annotation, biological process: translational termination. The coding region runs from base 102 to 653 and encodes 183 amino acids.
UUUGCCCUCCCUACUUUGCGGCGAUUCGAGUUCCCUCAGGACGCGGGGGCCAAGAGUCGAGUCCUCAAACCAGGUCCUACACAAGUGGAGCCGCUUUCUCUAUGAGCACAUCAGGUUUAUUUCGUUUUCCUACACCACUGACCAGAAUCCGCACAGUGCCAUGGGGACUCCGGCUCUGGGAGAAGCUGACGCUGUUCUCCCUGGGAAGAGUCGUCCCUCCAGUCCAGAUGGCGGGCAAAAAGGACUGCCCUGCUCUCCUCUCCUUGGAUGAGAAGGAACUCGAAGAGCAGUUUGUGAAAGGACACGGUCCUGGGGGCCAAGCAACCAACAAAACGAGCAACUGUGUGGUGCUGAAGCACAUCCCCUCCGGCAUCGUUGUAAAGGUGGCAGGGAAGACUGCUGGGGGGAGGCCCGCCCCGCCCAAGGGUUCUGCAGCCUCAGGUAUUGCUGUCAUCCCUGAAUUUGGCAGGCAGCACUGGUGUUUGGCUGCCGCCCACGGGAAGCAGCACCUUGACACAGCCAAGCAGUCGCUGAUGAAGGCAGGUGCCUGGCAGACCUGGCUGGUCAGUGUUAGGAUGGCCGCAUCCUCCGUAUCCCUCUGUCCCCUCUUUGUAAAUGUCAAUGAUACCUACCCUUCUGAGAAGGAGGACUGA